CUUUUUUGAUGCAUGUACACGGCUGGUAGCGUUACCAUCGCAACAGCAUCCAGGCGCACAAUCCUUGUCUUGGAUAUACAUCCUCAAGCUGCUUCUGUGAUUGGAUGAGCGCCCCGAGGAUGUCACUUGGCUACCGAAUGAUGAGAAAUUGAACACAUGAACGGAAAUACAGUCCUUGAAUUUUACUGGCCGUUUCCGUGUGGCAUUCAGAUAGCCAUGAGUGAGGUUUACAGCAAAUAAAGGUAGCCAUUGGGCUCUUGGUACAUAUUUCUAGUGGCGAAGACCCGUUUCCUUUUCGUUGGUACGGAAGCCGAGAGAAGACUGGUUGGUUACGCGGCGGCGGUGGGUCUCCACCCGAGAGUAUGGCGGCCAGGAUUGUAUUGGUGAGCGCAUAAGGAACGGGAAGAGAUGGUGAAAAUAAUCAAAGAAGAACGCUUGUAUUAUUAACUUUUAAAAUAGGAUUUAUUUAUCAACAUUUGUUGAGUUAAUACGCGACAGUCUUCUUGCAGAAUCCAUCAUCAGGAGCCGUCCUGUUUUUUCUCCAAUGUCUUCGCUGGAGCAAGUUUUGUAUUUAUGAUCCAUAGAAUGGUAAGCGAAGCAGAUGAAAAACCGCACGUUUCACAUUGUCCCGCGUUUUGAUAGCUUGUAAUGCACAUUUUGAAGUUGCAAUAGUUUGGAUGCAAAUUGUCACGUCUGGAAUGCCUGGGGGAAUUUCUACAAUGAAAUCCAUCUUCGGUCAGCAAGGCUUUGUGCUCUGCUUUUGUAUUUGCCAUUGCUGAACGGUGGUAAGGAAGGCAAUAUUUUUUAUAUCCGUUCAAAAUGGAACACGAAUAAAUGCCAUUUGCGCGGGGAUAUUCUACUCUGUCUCGCGGAGAGUGAUAGCUUUCGACAAUCUCUUGAAAUCAUCAACUAACAAGGGAGCAAUGCGCGAGUACAAAGUGGUGGUCCUUGGCAGCGGUGGGGUCGGGAAAUCCGCCCUCACCGUUCAGUUUGUCACCGGGACUUUUAUUGAGAAAUACGACCCGACCAUAGAGGAUUUUUACCGCAAAGAAAUCGAGGUGGAUUCCUCACCCUCUGUUCUGGAGAUUCUUGACACUGCUGGUACUGAACAGUUCGCAUCCAUGCGGGACCUUUACAUCAAAAAUGGCCAAGGCUUCAUACUGGUCUACAGUCUUGUCAACCAGCAGAGCUUCCAAGACAUCAAACCAAUGAGGGACCAGAUCAUCAGAGUGAAAAGGGUGAACGGAGGGAGUCUGAUGACCUACAAGAGACGAGUCUCUCUGCCCACCRAGAAGCCUCUCAGUGGAGGAGUCUGA
Salvelinus sp. IW2-2015 is the source of this 1316-nucleotide messenger RNA. RefSeq names its product ras-related protein Rap-2a-like. Gene Ontology annotation, molecular function: GTPase activity; GDP binding; GTP binding. Gene Ontology annotation, biological process: Rap protein signal transduction; negative regulation of cell migration. NCBI's taxonomy places the organism in Eukaryota, Metazoa, Chordata, Actinopteri, Salmoniformes, Salmonidae. The record is from RefSeq and is a predicted model, not a curated record. Gene Ontology annotation, cellular component: plasma membrane.